Molecule: messenger RNA, 579 nt
Organism: Tupaia belangeri chinensis (Chinese tree shrew)
Lineage: Eukaryota; Metazoa; Chordata; Mammalia; Scandentia; Tupaiidae
Product: nucleophosmin-like
Exons: 2
Coding region: 1-579 (192 amino acids)
Biological process (GO): ribosomal small subunit biogenesis; ribosomal small subunit export from nucleus; positive regulation of transcription by RNA polymerase II
Cellular component (GO): centrosome; cytoplasm; ribonucleoprotein complex
Molecular function (GO): histone binding; RNA binding; chromatin binding
Source: RefSeq, a predicted model, not a curated record
AUGGACAUGAACCCCCUGAGGACCCAGAACUAUCUUUUCGGUUGUGAACUAAAGGCCAACAAAGAUCAUCACUUUAAAGUGGAUAGUGAUGCAAAUGAACACCAGUUAUCAUUAAGAACGGUCAGUUUAGCAGCUGGUGCAAAGGAUGAAUUGAGCAUUGUUGAAGGAUGGGCAAUGAAUUAUGAAGGCAGUCCAAUUAAAGUAACACUGGCAACACUGAAAAUAUCCGUAAGGCCAACGGUUACCCUUGGGGGCUUUGAAAUAAGACGACCUGUGGUCGUAAGUUUGAAGUGUGGUUCAGGGCCUGUGCAUAUUAGUGGACAGCACUUAGUAGCUAUGGAGAAAGAUGAAGAGUCAGAAGAAGAAGGGGAAGAAGAUUGGAAACUCUUAAGUAUAUCUGGAAAGCGAUCUGCCCCUGGAGGUGGUAGCAAGGUUCCACAGAAAAAAGUAAAACUUGCUGCUGAUGAAGAUGAUGAUGAUGAUGAAGAUGAUGAUGAUGAAGAAGAUGAUGAUUUUGAAGAUGAUGAAACAGAAGAAAAAGCUCCAGUGAAAAAAGGUCAAGAAUCAUUCAAAAAAUAG